GGUUGGCGAUGAAGAUGCAUUAGUAAAGGCUGCAAAGAGAACAACAAGAAGGCGGAGAAGAAAUUCUGACUGCUUCACCGCCUUUGGGGCCAAUAAACCGCACUCGAAUACAAUACGGCGGCAGGCAGUGAUACGUGACAUACCGCCCUGUUAUCGCCUAGUGGUAAUUUUGCGGGGUGAUAAAAUACUAUAAAGCAACUUAAUUGCCCAACACAGUAAUCUGUCUACCCCUCCGUCUUCCAUCUUCAGUUGUUCCUCUCGAUCUUCUCCUCAACACACUCUUGCUUCAUACAGACACAAUGGCAGGUGCAUCAGACAAGGCUGUCUUCCGGGCUACCACCACCGCCCCGGUAAACAUCGCCGUUAUCAAGUACUGGGGAAAGAGAGAUCCAACUUUGAACUUGCCUACCAAUUCGUCCCUGUCGGUGACGCUUUCUCAGCGCUCUCUGCGCACCCUUACCACUGCCUCCUGCUCGGCUGUCUACCCCGCCGCUGAUGAGCUUAUUCUCAAUGGCAAGCCCCAGGACAUUCAGUCUUCCAAGCGUACGCUGGCUUGUCUCGCGAGCCUGCGUUCCCACCGCCAGGCUGUUGAGGCUGCAGACCCUUCUCUGCCCAAGCUGUCUACUUUCCCUCUUCGAAUUGUCUCUCAGAACAAUUUCCCCACAGCCGCUGGUCUCGCCAGUUCCGCUGCUGGUUUCGCGGCCCUGGUCCGUGCCGUUGCUGAUCUCUACCAGCUUCCCCAGACUCCUCUGGAGCUUAGUCGCAUUGCCCGCCAGGGAUCUGGCUCUGCCUGUCGGUCCCUGAUGGGUGGAUAUGUGGCUUGGAGAGCCGGAAGCCUGGCCGAUGGAAGCGACAGUCUGGCUGAGGAGGUUGCACCCCAGUCCCACUGGCCUGAGAUGCGCGCUGUGGUUCUGGUUGUUAGCGCUGAGAAGAAGGAUGUCCCCAGCACAGAGGGUAUGCAAACAACCGUUGCUACUUCCAACCUGUUCGCUGCCCGCGUCGCCUCUGUUGUCCCCGAGCGCAUGGCUGCCAUCGAAACCGCCAUCCAGAACCGAGACUUCCCUAGCUUUGCAGAAAUUACUAUGCGUGACUCGAACGGUUUCCACGCCACCUGCCUGGACUCGUGGCCCCCAAUCUUCUACAUGAACGACGUCUCUCGGGCCGCCGUCCGUCUUGUGCACGACAUCAACACUGCUGCUGGUCGGACUGUGUGUGCUUACACCUUUGACGCUGGCCCGAAUGCAGUUAUCUACUACCUUGAUGAAGAUUCUGAACUCGUCGCUGGAACAGUCAAGGCUGUCCUGAAGUCCGAUACUGAGGGCUUUGAAGGCCCCUUCAAUGAGCGCGUGAAGGACAUCACCACCCCGGGCGUUUCCCUUGACAAGAUUGACUCGAGAGCCGUGGAUGUGCUCAGAGAUGGUGUGAACCGGGUUAUCUUGACCGGUGUUGGCGAGGGCCCGAUCAGCGUGGAGGAGCACCUUGUUAGUGAGACGGGCGAAGUUCUUUCCCAGUAAAAAUUUAAUUUCACCAAGUACCUAAUUUUACGAAUUCAAUACGUUUUCUCUUCAAUUUUAAACCAUGUCUUUUCCAAAUAAAACAUAUCUUACCAAGGCCUGCUGCAUUGCUGCAGUAUAUUUACCUAUCCCUGGGGGCUCUGCAUCAGUAUUAAAUCACAGCUAUCCUAGUUUCUAAUGCCGAUUAUUUUAUCAUGCCAUUUCGCUAUCAAU
Aspergillus wentii DTO 134E9 is the source of this 1727-nucleotide messenger RNA. RefSeq names its product diphosphomevalonate decarboxylase MVD1 (gene mvd1). The transcript has 2 exons. Gene Ontology annotation, biological process: isoprenoid biosynthetic process; isopentenyl diphosphate biosynthetic process, mevalonate pathway. NCBI's taxonomy places the organism in Eukaryota, Fungi, Ascomycota, Eurotiomycetes, Eurotiales, Aspergillaceae. Bases 300 to 1514 code for a protein of 404 amino acids. Gene Ontology annotation, cellular component: cytosol. The record is from RefSeq and is a predicted model, not a curated record. Gene Ontology annotation, molecular function: diphosphomevalonate decarboxylase activity; ATP binding.